AUGGCCGAAAUAUACUUCAACGUCCAAUCCGACAGUGGCUUGAUGACCGAACAGAAUGCUCUUCGAAUAUGGAGCACACAGUAUAUGGGUGCUUUGGGAGACGUGAAAGAUCUUCGCGUGGGGACACGAUUGAGGAAUCUUCUGACAGAAGCAGGUCUGGUGGAGGUUGAUGCCACGAUGAUUCCCCUUCCCCUGUCUGCAUGGUCUAAUGACCCCAGGAUGAGAGAAAUAGGUGCCAUGAAUCGUGAGAACAUUCGAAAACUCCUGAAAACAUUACCUCUCUAUCCGCUCACCCAACGGCAGCACAUGCCACGAGAGCAAUUUGAUGCGCUGGUGGCACAAGCACGACGAGAAGCCGAUAGCCGUUCCCUCAAGGCGUAUUUCCCUUUGUGUGUUCCUCGUACUAAGAAGAGCUUUGGGUCUCCGUUCUGA
Monascus purpureus is the source of this 432-nucleotide messenger RNA. NCBI's taxonomy places the organism in Eukaryota, Fungi, Ascomycota, Eurotiomycetes, Eurotiales, Aspergillaceae. The record is from the annotation of a GenBank genome assembly.